UAAAUAUAACGUAAGUGAAUUAUUUUAAAAGAUGAGUGAAGAGCAAAUUUCUCUGCAGUUUUUGACUAGUUCUAAAAGAAUUGGAUAUUUUACACCUGGGUGAGGCAAAAACAGAUUGAUAGGAGCUGAUAUUAAGAUCCUUGGGCUAUCUUUUAUGAUGAUUUUAACUCCAUCUGUCUGGUUUAUCUUUUGACAGCUUCCCUUGUAUGAAGGAUUCUAUAUUUGGUUAUUUGUUGAAGUGAUAUUUAUAACAUCAAUGCUGUUCGAUCUUUUGACAUUGGUUGAUGUUGGAACCACAGAUUCUGGAAUUAUCCCCAAAGCAACUUUAAAAGUUAACACAGACUAUAAUUAUUAUAUUGAACCAAGAAAUCCUGAUGCCAAUUUGAUAAAGCUAAAAAUAUGCAAAACAUGACACAUACUGAGGCCCCCAAGAAGUUUUCAUUGAAAGAAGUGAGGGACAUGUAUCGAGGUUCACGAUCAUCAUUGCCCAUUCACAGGAACAUGAAUUGGGAGAAGAAACCACAAAAAGUUCAUAAGAUUUUUGUUUGCUACAUUUAGUCAUGGUGUUGUAGCAGCUUGUUUAGGAAUAUAUCCUCUCUGGUUGAAGUAUAAUAAGCCAAUUACCAACCUUUAUAAAUUUACAUCAGUUAUUUUGAUGGGGUAUUCUCUUGUUAUCAUGACUCUCAUGUUCUUCUUUGGAAUGCUCCAUAUUUAUCUGGCAGUAACAAACGUCACCACGAAUGAAAAAUUAAGAGGGAGUUAUAAGAAAAAGACCAAUCCUUGGGAUCUUGGAUUUCAAAGAAAUUGGCACGAAAAAUCAGUAGUAAACCCUGAAACUCCUUCUAGUAUAUUUGACAAUCGUAGAGGCUUAAUGGAAGAUGAAGAACAGUUUUAUCAUUCAAUCCUUUCUAGAUAUGGAACUUUGGUCUGACAAAAAAUUGAAGACAAUGAAUCUACAGAAACAAACGACCAAGAGAAUGAGUUCAUUGAGUAUAACAAUCAUGGCCAAAUAAAGAUGAUGCAAAGUGAGGGGAAAAUAUCAAUGCACUCCAUUGAUAAUGCAGUAUAA
This is a messenger RNA of Moneuplotes crassus, 1069 nucleotides long. The record is from the annotation of a GenBank genome assembly. Lineage: Eukaryota; Ciliophora; Spirotrichea; Euplotida; Euplotidae.